AUGAACACCGCUUCUCAAUUUCAACAGAAGCUACAACCACAACAGCAACCACAACAACAAUUUCAGUCCCCUUAUAUUUAUCAACAACAACAGCAACCUUUCGCAUCUUUGCAGGAUGGUUUCAUUCAGCGUCAACAUCAAAGUCAACCACAGUCGGAAGGUUUGAAUCCAUCAAGCUUUUUGGCUCAAACCCUAUAUCAAGGGGGUUACAGACCUCCUAACCAAUCGGGCCAACAAACUCAACUUCAGAGCUUGCACCAACAACUUCAACAAUUACAACAGCCAGCAACCCCCCAACAACAGCAGCAACAGUUGUUUUCCUUGCCAGGUCAUCAAAAUCAGUUUCAACAAAGUCAAGCUCAAUUGUCAAAUGGGCCCCUAGUCUCUCAAACCCAGCUCAACCCUAUUCAUGUUGAUGCUUCCGUGUCAAGUCAAAUUCACUGGCAACAUCAAAUGCAGCUGGCAAUUGUUGCGAAGAACUCCAACUUGCCUCAUUUCUACGCUCGUCAAGCCGCAUCGUCGUCGAGGAAGCUCAUAAGCAAUCCCGAUGUGUCGAGUAAACAAGGAUCCUCGCUUGUUGAUAUUACAAAUUCCCUCCUGGCAAGCGUGCAGGAAAGUCAACAAAGCCAAGAUCAACAACAAUCCAAUGAAGGUCUGAUGCAACACAAGAAGAUGAGCAACGACACUUCAGUUGACGAAGAAGAAGAAGAUCAACGCAUAAGAAUCAAAGAAAACAACACACAACUUUGGACUGCGUUAGAUCUUAGUGGUCAGAUGAUAACGACCAUUUCACCUAAGGUAUUCCAUUAUAACUUUCUUAGAAGAUUAUACCUCAAUGGAAACAACUUAAGCAAAGUACCAGAGGCAAUUCUACAAUUAAAAUCUUUACGCGUGCUUGAUCUUUCGUUUAACAUGUUAACGGAACUUCCAGCCGAGCUAGGAAUGCUUUUCAAUUUGAAGUAUUUAUACCUUUUCGGAAAUGACUUGAAGGAAGUUCCAUAUGAAUUUGGAAAUUUAUAUCAACUUGAAUUUCUGGGAGUGGAAGGAAAUAAAAACUUCAACCAGGAAUUUGUCAACAUUAUUGCAAAGAAGGGAACCCGUGGCUUAAUAAUUCAUUUAAGGGAUGAAGCUCCACGCUUGCCUCCUCCAGAACCGCGAAAAUGGAUUGAAAUUGGAGAUGAUGGAGAACCUAAUUUAAACCCCGAUGAGCAAAGACCGGCCAUUGAAUGUGAUCUUUCUUCCACCGACUCUACUUCGUUUACUUUGAUGAGCUACAAUACGUUAUGUCAGCACUAUGCCACUCCGAAAUUUUUCAGGUACACUCCAUCCUGGGCGCUUGCUUGGGAAUACAGAAGGCAGAAACUCACAGAGGAAAUCCUUUCUUACAAAACAAACAUUAUCUGUCUUCAGGAAGUCGAAACCAAAACCUACGAAGAAUAUUGGGUUCCGUUAAUGGAAAGCAAUGGUUACAAGUCCGUUUUCCAUUGCAAAAGUAGGGCUAGAACUAUGAAUGAUAAGAAUGCAAAAAAGGUAGAUGGUUGUGCCACCUUUUACCAAACUUCAAUGUUCGAGUUAAUCGAUAAGAAAAUCAUCGAAUAUGGAAGAGUGGUAAUGACCCAAGACAAAUAUAAGAAGACUGAGGACAUAUUCAAUAGGUUCAUGAACAAGGAUAACAUUGCUUCCAUCUCUAUAUUGCAUCAUAUACCCACUGGAAAUAAGAUUGUACUAGCAAACACACAUCUUCAUUGGGAUCCAGAAUUCAAUGAUGUGAAAACAAUGCAAGUUGCAGUUCUUUUGGAGGAAUUGCGUGUGCUUCUUCUGAAAUAUGCUAAUAGCAAAGACGAGUUAAAUAAAAUUCCUUUGGUGAUAUGUGGUGAUUUCAAUUCUCAGACAGAUUCUGCUGUUUAUCAACUAUUUUCUCAGGGUUCCGUCAAAGAACAUUAUGAUAUUAAAGGGAGGGAUUACGGAAAGUUCACUUCAGAGGGGUGCACACAUCCCUUCCAUUUGAAGUCGGCUUAUGGGGCAAUCAACGAACUUCCAUUCACAAAUUUCAGUCCUACGUACACAAAUGUCAUUGAGUAUAUUUGGUACUCAACGGGAACAUUGUCUGUUAGAGGCUUACUAGGAGAAAUGGAUCCCAAUUAUGCCAAAAGGGUCAUUGGACUUCCAAGUGCAGAUUUUGUCUCUGAUCACUUACCAUUGAUAUCAAAGUUCGAGUUCAAAAAAUCCUCUUCGGCGAAGAAAGUCAAGGUUGAUUUUCGAGAUGGCAGCUAUUCGAGAAAGACUUGA
Messenger RNA from Ogataea angusta, 2289 nucleotides. RefSeq lists its product as uncharacterized. The transcript has a single exon. Gene Ontology annotation, cellular component: CCR4-NOT complex; nucleus; cytoplasm. Bases 1 to 2289 code for a protein of 762 amino acids. Gene Ontology annotation, molecular function: poly(A)-specific ribonuclease activity; protein binding. Gene Ontology annotation, biological process: nuclear-transcribed mRNA poly(A) tail shortening. The record is from RefSeq and is a predicted model, not a curated record. NCBI's taxonomy places the organism in Eukaryota, Fungi, Ascomycota, Pichiomycetes, Pichiales, Pichiaceae.